Molecule: messenger RNA, 4749 nt
Organism: Cornus florida
Lineage: Eukaryota; Viridiplantae; Streptophyta; Magnoliopsida; Cornales; Cornaceae
Product: probable nucleolar protein 5-2
Exons: 10
Coding region: 163-1884 (573 amino acids)
Cellular component (GO): box C/D methylation guide snoRNP complex; small-subunit processome
Molecular function (GO): snoRNA binding
Source: RefSeq, a predicted model, not a curated record
CUCCCCCUCCCCCUCCACCAAAACCCUAACCCCGCUGCGAGCGACCACACCACUCCUUUACUAAAGCUGCGCUCCCACUCUCUCUGCGUCGACGACCCUCUUCCUCUCCUUUCUCUGGGCCGGCGAUCCUCUCAUCUCAAAGUGUACUUUGAGGCAUUAAAAAUGCUUGUGUUGUUCGAAACUCCUGCGGGCUUUGCCCUUUUUAAAGUAUUGGAUGAAGGGAAGCUCUCCAAAGUUGAGGAUUUGUGGAAAGAGUUUUCCACAGCUGACACAGCUAGACAGGUUGUGAAACUAAAAGCUUUCUCUAAGUUUGAGAACACAUCAGAGGCCCUGUCUGCUGCCACCUUAUUGAUUGAUAGCAAGCCCAGCAAAGGUCUCCGCAAGUUCCUGCGUGCUCAUUGUGAUGGUGAAACAUUGGCUGUGGCUGAUUCUAAACUUGGAAAUGCAAUUAAGGACAAACUGAAAAUUGAAUGUGUUCACAACAACACCGUGAUGGAACUGAUGAGAGGGGUGAGAAGUCAAUUGACUGAACUCAUAUCUGGUCUAGCUACUCAAGAUUUGGCUCCAAUGAGCUUGGGUUUAUCCCACAGCCUUUCUAGAUACAAGCUUAAAUUCAGCCCUGAUAAGGUGGAUACAAUGAUCAUUCAGGCCAUUGGCUUGUUGGAUGAUCUUGACAAAGAACUGAAUACGUAUGCAAUGAGAGUUCGAGAAUGGUACGGGUGGCAUUUUCCGGAGCUUGCAAAGAUUAUACAAGAUAACAUUGUCUAUGCCAAAGUAGUAAAGAUGCUGGGUAAUCGUACAAAUGCUGCAAAGCUUGAUUUUUCUGAGAUAUUACCAGAAGAGGUGGAGACGGAAUUGAAAGAGGCAGCCAUGAUUUCUAUGGGUACUGAAGUUAGUGAACUGGAUUUGAUGAAUAUUAAGGACCUCUGCGACCAGGUUCUCUCUCUUUCAGAGUAUAGAGCUCAACUGUAUGACUACUUAAAGAGUAGGAUGAACACCAUCGCGCCGAAUCUUACUGCUCUUGUUGGAGAACUAGUUGGUGCCCGCCUUAUUGCACACGGGGGCAGUUUAUUGAAUCUUGCGAAGCAACCAGGGAGUACGGUUCAAAUUCUUGGUGCCGAAAAGGCUCUCUUCCGAGCUUUAAAGACAAAGCAUGCAACCCCCAAGUACGGACUUAUCUACCAUGCUUCCUUAAUUGGGCAGGCAGCACCAAAACAUAAGGGAAAAAUUUCCCGAUCUCUUGCUGCCAAAACUGCAUUAGCAAUUCGAUAUGAUGCUCUUGGAGAUAGCGUAGACAACACUAUGGGUUUGGAGAACCGAGCUAAGCUUGAAGCACGAUUAAGGCAGCUUGAAGGCAGAGAAUUGAGUCGUUCUGCUGGUUCAGCUAAAGGCAAACCUAAGAUAGAAUUCUAUGACAAGGACCGUAAGAAGGGAGCGGGAGCAUUGAUAACCGCUGCCAAGACUUACAAUCCUUCAGCGGAUUCUCUUCUUGGGCGGACUGAAUCAGCAGCUGAGAAAGAAGAAGAAAUUGUCCCAAAGAGGAAGCGUGAAGCAGAACCAUCUGAGACUGCCGCAGCAGAAGAGGCAGCUGAUGAACAGAAGAAAGAAAAGAAGAAAAAGAAGAAGAAGAAAGCCGAAGAAGAGGUCACAGCCUUGCCUGAAGAUGGGCCCUCCGCUGAACCAGAAAGUGAAGAGCGGAAGAAAGAGAAGAAGAAAAAGAAGAAACAUUUAGCUGAGAAUGCUGAGGUAGAUAACAAUGGUGGGAAUGUUGAAGCCGGAGAGAAGAAGAAAAAGAAGAGAAAACAUGCUGAGCCGGACGAAGAAGAAACUGAAACCCCAAGCAAGAAGAAAGAGAAAAAGAAGAAGAAGAAAAGUGAAGCAUGAUAAGGUCAGUUAAGUGUAUGGGUGAGUAUCGAACCUUAACAAUUUUGGGUUAUCUUAGGUGAUGGGGUGGUGUUCCUGUAAAAUUUAUGCGUUGCCAGUUAUUUAUUGUGGAUUUCAAAAUCAAAGUUGUUUCUAAUGUAUUUUCAAUUUAUUGAGAUGAUAUGAUCUUGCAAGAGUUUAAUUUGCUUGAGGGACAUCACCACUUGCUCUCAACAUAUGACAGUUUCAUUUUCAAAUGAAAAAGGCAUUUUCAACAUAUGACAGUUCCAUGCACAUGAUUUUGUUGAUUGUGUGCUAUGUAUAGAUGUUCUUAUGAAUCUUUUGCAUGGUUAAGAGAUCAUAAAAUUUUUGUUCAGUCCUCCUUGGUGUGUGGGAUUGAAUUUUGUUAGUUUUUACAGAUUAGAGUAGGUGACAAGUGUUGGAUUGACUAGUGUGUGCAGAUUACCCACUUGAAGCCAACCUCCUGAACUCCAUGCAAUUUUGUGGUACUAAUUUCUUGGUUAUGAAGCCAUUCAAACACCUUAUUAUUGUUUAUUUUUAUUUUUCUCAAGGGAAUGAAUGAUUGGUCUUGGUUCUAGGUUCAAUAUUUUGUUUUGAUGAUUUAGUUUGUCCAAAUGGGAGAUUUGAAGCAUUUUUUGGGUGCAUUUAUACGUUACAAAAGUAGUGGAUUAAAAGUAAUGUUUCAAUGUACUAGGAUGGUUAUCAACUUAUCAUACGUAAAAAGUGAUGAUUUGAUUGAGUGAGGUAGUUUGGUCAUCAUCUUCAAAUGAGCAAUGAUAUUUAACAUGGACAUAUUGUUGUAUUGAAUUUUUGUAUAAUUAUAAUUUGAGGGUCAUAUUGUUGUAUUGAAAUGUAGUACUUUGGUCAAUGAUUGGUUAGUUAUUUUAAUAAGCAAAAUAGACUUUCAAGGCCCAACCCGUCUUGGUUCAAUACCGCAUGGAGAAAAAAAGCCAACUCUUUCUCUAGAACCCUCCACCGACACACCUUUUCAGCCGCCACCUUCUCGUCUUCUCCGUCUGGUUUCUCCCUGCUGCCUUCCAUGGGAGUGGGGAGGUGAUGUUUCUUGCCUCUCACAGGUUAAAUAACAUCGGUGUGUAAUAAUAAGUACGUUAUGUGGGUAAUUUUUACGCCGUUUUUGUUUUUGUUUUGCUAGAUUUACUUUGGUUUGGCUUGUUUUCGGCCAGAUUGGGCAGAUCUGUGUAGAUCUGUGUUUCUUUCUUCAGCUAGAUUUCAGAUCUAUGUCGGUUUUUUGUUGUCCCUGGCUAGAUCUCAGAUAUAUGUCAAUGUCAGUUUUUGUGGUCCCCGUCUUGUGCGGGGUUUGGGUGGUUUUUUCACCAGUCAGAGGCGCCUUGUGGACGGAGCUUUGGAGCAGUUGUUUUGCUGAUGACCUGACCUUUGUGUCACUCCUGUUGAUGCUCGUCUCAUGUGGUAGCUUCUGUUGUUUUUCUCAGCAAAUCUGGAGCCUAAUCUUCAUUUUUCUUCAUUUUGCUUCAGGUUUUGUUUGCCUUUUUAUGGCUUACCUUUGUUGCAUCUGUUCUGUCCUUUAUGGAUGUGUUAUGUAGAUGGCGUAUGACUGUUAUUUUAUUGCCAGGAAAAAAAAAAAUUAAUAAGCAAAAUAGUGAAUAUUCAUUGGCAAGUUCAAUAUUUUUCUUUUAAAGUCGUCGACAUAAUAUCAAGUCCGAAAAACUGAAACGAAAACAAAAAAAGAGGUCACUAGAGAUAAAUACCACCUCUAGAACAACAAGAGAGCCUCAUAAGAAGUCUCAAGACAAAACUAAAUCCGAAAAACAGAAGCGAAAACAAAAGAAGAGGUCAAUAGAGAUAAUUCAACACAAAACUUGAAGACAAUAGCAGAAGCUAAAGUCAAAACGAACUAAAUACGAAGAUAGGGGUAAAAUGAACGGUCAUUUUAUCCAACGCAGAGGAAAUUUGACCGUAAACAAGUCAAAUGAAGUGAUCUCAAUCCAAACUAAACAAUUUAAGACAUCCAAAGAGGUCCUAAGACUCAAGAAUUUUGAGUCAACUUUUCAAUUAUAUCCACCGCAUUUUCAUAUUUCAUUCUUACAAGGAGUUAUACGCGUUUUAGUGGACAUAGAAGUCGAGCAUAUAUGGGAAAGCCUAGAUUGUUGAACUUUUUUUCUAAUCCAUGUCUUAUAAUUUAGAAACUUGCUGAUGUAAAAUACCACAGUACAUAACUCUAGAUAUGUCUCAUUUUGAAACGUGUGAUGAAAAAUAAAUAAAUUUUGCAGAAGGGUUUGUAUAAAAGGUUGAACCCAUAAUUUAUGUAUGAUAAAUAGAAGUUGGAAAGGUAGGUUGAAGAAGAAGAGUUGGUUGGAUAAGAUUUUCCAACACUGUUACUUAACCUUUUCACUUAAUAGUCAAAUAUGGUUGCUGGAAGGUGGAAGAAGAAUACUUCUUCAUUAAGGACUCUCUCCUCUCUCUCUAAGUUUUUAUGUAUAUAAAGUAGAAACCUUUGCAAGGAUUGUAUCAGCCCAUUCGCUUCACUACUACAUUUUAUAUAGUGAGAGAGAGUGUGAGAGAGAGAGAGAGAUGCCUCCAGGUUGGGGACCGCCACCAGGACCACCAGGGCCUCCGGGUUGUGGCUGCUUUGAUUUUCUGUGUGGAGGAAUAUGCCGAGCCCUAUCUUCAUGUUUCUAUCUCCUAUGCUGCUGCUGCAUCUUCGAGAGGUGCUGUGGACCAAUGUUUGGUGGACCACCUGGACCACAUGGACCACAUGGACCAGGAGGCCCACGUUUCUAAUUAGCUGAUUUCUUUUUCAAGUUCUUAUGUACGUCAGAUCCAUAUCUGAUGAGUGAACAUACAAAAAUAAAAAGUAUAAAACCAAAACAUUUUGCCUUGGCUUUA